Molecule: messenger RNA, 2050 nt
Organism: Varanus komodoensis (Komodo dragon)
Lineage: Eukaryota; Metazoa; Chordata; Lepidosauria; Squamata; Varanidae
Gene: FSD2
Product: fibronectin type III and SPRY domain containing 2
Molecular function (GO): protein binding
Source: RefSeq, a predicted model, not a curated record
AUGAUGGAGCCGCUAUCGGAAGAGAGACAAACGGGAAGCCCCAGAUUUUAUCACCUGGAACUUUAUGACUCGUGUGAAGAUUUUGAAAUCUUUUCAGAAGAACCCUUUCGAAGACGAGAUCUGGCUGUGGAAAGCAGGAGGGCCCAAAGUGCAGAGAAGCAAGCAAUCCCGGACAUGGAUUCUAAGGAUCAACCCUUGGGUGAUGCAAGAGGAGGCGGUGAAAAGGCUCAUGGCGCCAGUGAGGCCAUCACUGAUUAUGACAAAAAUCCCCUCAAAGAUACAGAUAUGUACUGCAUUACAUGCUGCGUUCCAGUCAGAGCGCUUGACAAGCACUGCCGCGAACACGAGGAGCAUGAGGUCAUGCCUCUGGCCAGCGUGGUUGAAAUCGCGAAGGAUGCGUUUCAGAAAAAUAUCUGCAAACUGGAAGAACAGAUUGCCCACCUGGAGAGCUUUUCCAGUCACCUGGAGGAAAUUUUUAUCACUGUAGAGGAGGAUUUUGCCAGGCAGGAGCAGAACUUUGAGAAGCAUUACAGUGACUUGAUGCAGACUCUUGAGCAAAGGUAUGAAGAAAACAUGCAGGCUUUGGGAGAAGAAAAGAAGGAGAAACUGGAGGCGCUGUAUGAACAAUUGGUCAGCUGCGGAGAAAAUCUAGACACCUGUAAAGAGCUGACAGAAACCAUUGAGGAUCUUGAUCAGCGUGAAAAUAAAGUGGAUGUGAUAAAGGUGAGAUCAUCUAUAGUUCAAAGACUGGGCACUUUCUUGGAAAAGGAUGUGGAGGUAGACCUCUCAAUGCCAACAGACUUCAAAGCCCGGACCAUCAAUGUCUCGGAUAUCCAAGAACUGAUGGACUCUGUGGAUGCUCUCCCAGGUUCUUUGCCUCCAUGUGCACCGGUGAUGAACUCCCAGGAUCCCAGCUCAGCUACCGGUACAUCCGUGAGGGUGUGCUGGAGUUUCUUUUCAGAAGAUCUUGUUGAAAGUUACCAGCUGUACUACAAGCGAGUGAGCAAUGACACCACAAAAGAGGAGCAAGACGAAUUUAUGACAAAUGUGAAAGAGACCUACUGUACAGUUGCUAAUCUGGUGCCUAAUGCACAGUAUGAAUUUUGGGUGAAAGCGUUAAACAAAGCAGGAGUCGGUCCAGCGAGUGAAAGAGCUGUUUACAUGACAGCUCCUUUGCCACCGGUCAUCAAAAGGAAGGAGCUCCAGAGCUGUGAGCAUGCGGCGCUGGUGCGCUGGGAAUGUGGGAACACCAAUCCCGUCGACUCCUAUACUGCUGAAUUGUCCAGACUGACAGAUGGAGAGGAUGGGGACAUGAUUACUGAGACUAUUGUUGGGAUUCCAAACUGUGAAACACUGAUCCCGCUGGAGCCAAGGCACCACUACCUCAUCUCGGUGAGGGCCGUCAACAUGGGGGGGCCCAGCGAAAAGAGCGAUCCGGUCGCCGUCCUCAGCACAGGCACUGCCUUUACACUGAAUGAAGAAACCUCCCACCCCUCCCUGCUUGUCCUGGAAGAUGGGCUGACGAUUAUGUGCCACAAAGCCGAGACUUCACGAAAUGAUUUGUCCUUCUCUGAAAACAGUUUUACAAGGUCCAUCGCCAUCCUGGGAAACCCAAUACCAUUCCGAGGAAAACAUUACUGGGAGGUGGAUGUCAGCGAAAGCGUGGAAUACAGUGUCGGCGUGGCUUUGGAAAACGUGCCGAGAGACAGCUGCCUGGGCACAAGCCACUCCUCCUGGUGCAUGAGACACACGGUCACCCUGUCCAGGCACACCUACGAAUUUCUGAACGACGGGAGGACACCGGACAUCAAGAUUACCGUCUCUCCCCAAAGAAUUGGCCUUCUGCUGGACUACGACCAAGGGACGCUGUCGUUUUUCAACACCGACAUCAUGCAGCACCUCUAUACGUUCCACGGUCGCUUCCAGGACUUCGUGUGCCCCUGCUUUGCGCUAGGAGAGCCAGGCAGACUCAGGAUUCAGAACGGCAUCGCGCUGCCCGCAUAUGCCAAUUUUUAUUAAGGGUCGCGCUGCUUAGCAGGCCUGACGUGCA